UUCGAAUAACGGAUUGAUAAAUACAAGUGAUUAAACAAAUGUGUUCAGAUUUCAACGGAACGUCACUUGGCCAUGUUGACCAGUAGGAUUGCUUCGGUAGGAUUUUUGAUCUUCGCUCUGGUCGGUGGAAAUACGGCGAAAAGUUUCAAUGGAUACCGUUUGUACGAAGUAAACCUUCGCACCGGACAGGAGAUCAAUCUGCUCAUGUAUCUCCAACAUCACAAACCCCAGGUGGACGUUUGGGUGCUGGAUGCGAUAAGUCCCAAGAAAGUUCUGGUACCUCCGACAUUGACCAAUGCAGUGGAAACCUUUUUCAAAAACUAUAAAGUAAAUUUUACAAUCAAGUCGGGAGAUUUCGGGAAGUACAACAAUCUCAGGAAACUAGGUUCUCAGCCGAUGGAUGAACCAUCGAUCUUGAACAGUUUUCCCUCAUACGAGGAGGUUAAUGAUUUUCUGAUGGGCCUCUCGACGAGGCACUUCGAAUGGGUUCGAUUCCGCAUAGUAGGGUGGUCAGUUGAAGGGCGGCCAAUUCGCGCUUUGACCAUAAAUCCGAAGAAAAAAGACGCAAUCAUUGUAGACGCCGGAAUCGAUGGUAGGGAAUGGAUAACGGUGUCCGUAGCAUUGUAUCUGAUGCAGAAAUUGGUUGAGGACAGUGAUCAGUAUCGGGUUCUGAACCAGUACAAAUGGGUCAUAGUUCCCCUGGUGAAUCCGGAUGGGUACAUCUAUUCGGCCGAAGAAGAUCGGUAUUGGAACAAAAAUCGGAGGGGCAGUGGACAAUGCGUGGGUGUGAAUAUUGAUCGAAAUUUUGCCUAUCGAUGGGAGCUUGGCUCCGAACUGUUUUCCGGCGAAUGUCACUCCGAAUUCCGUGGGUACAGUGCUUUCUCUGAACCCGAGUCACGAGCUAUGAAAACUAUCAUCGAGAGCAACACCGACGCUAAAAUGUAUGUGAGUAUUCGCAGCUUCGGCGGAUAUAUUGCGUAUCCUUGGAGUCAUACUAAUACUUCGGUCAAGAACGUGGACCGACUUAGGAACAUAGCAGUGAGUGCAGCUCGAUCCAUUUGGCUGUACAGCAACAGGGAGUACAAGGUGGGCUCAAGUGCGGACAUUCUUCGAUAUCGAGCCACUGGCACCAGCAUGGACUAUGCGUACUCCAGCGGAAUCCCUUUGGUGUUUAGGUUCCAAAUAGCCGAGCACGCCGAUAGUGAUUUUCAGCCAGCGCCAUCUGACAUUGAUACAAUCGUGAAGGAAACGUUCGUUGGCAUCAAGGAGUUGGUAUACUCAAUACAAAGGUCGACAACUCAAAAACCACGCAGAUGGGGAUAACUGAACGCAAUUUUAUGAACUUAAUUAACGACUCGUUUGGAUUUUUUUUAAUAUGACAAUUUGCGCCGGUGGUCUUCAGAUCUUCCUAAAAAUUCGAAAUUAUGUUAAUUUUUACGACAUAAAAAUACAUGAUUUUUUUCAGA
This is a messenger RNA of Uranotaenia lowii, 1466 nucleotides long. RefSeq names its product carboxypeptidase B-like. The record is from RefSeq and is a predicted model, not a curated record. NCBI's taxonomy places the organism in Eukaryota, Metazoa, Arthropoda, Insecta, Diptera, Culicidae. The transcript has 3 exons. Gene Ontology annotation, biological process: proteolysis. Bases 73 to 1323 code for a protein of 416 amino acids. Gene Ontology annotation, molecular function: metallocarboxypeptidase activity; zinc ion binding.